GUAAUUAUAAAACUGGUUGGAGAGUCUUGCCCUGGGACUCUGGGACUGGGUCGUCGUCUUCUUCUUCUUCUUCCUUUCGCCUUUCGCAGGUACAGACCUCCCAACGACUCUUCUUCGCCGACCCAUAUAAAUAAACUCUCCAUCUCCUCACAUCACAUCACAUCUCUCAUUCUCUAAUCUGGAGAUUAAUUAGAAGAUGUUAGCCAAGCAACACCACUCUUCUCCUUUCCCUUCUCCAUCUUGUUUUCGCCCCAAUGGCUCCUCCGCCGCAUUAGGCGGCGCAAAUCGGUCUUCCAAGGUGGCGCCGCCGCUCCCCGCUGCUCCCACGCUCGCUACUUCUCUUUAUCAUACUAAGUUGGGUCUAUUUGCCCUUACUUGGUCCCGCAGCAUCCUUGGUCGGUCUUUUCACCUCCAUUUUGCGCUCGACGAGGACGACGAGGACGCGGUCAGUACGGCGUCGUUUGCUUCUCUCUCUUCUACUCCUUCCUUUCAUCUCCACAUCAAGCCCUUCAUCUUCUGGAAAAGGCAGGGAUCCAAACGGCUCCAAAUCGGCGGAAAAAUCAAGAAUGCCCAUAUCUUCUGGGAUCUUAGCAGGGCGAAGUUUGGAUCCGGACCCGAACCCAGAUCCGGAUUCUACAUCGCCAUUGUCAUCGACGGCGAAAUGGUCCUCCUCGUCGGAGACUCCCAAAAAGAAGCCUAUUCCAAAACCAAAACGAAAUUCCCGGCCACCGGCGCCGGUUCCGGCGCCGGCCAAUCCAUGGUGCUAAGGAGGGAACACGUCUACGGCGGCAAACUGUACGUCACGAGAGCCACCGUCGGCGGGCGGGACCGGAACAUAUCCAUCGAUUGCCGCCUCGCCGGCGACGACCCGCGGCUCUAUUUCUACGUGGACAACAAAAGGGUCCUCCAAGUGAAGCAUCUGAAGUGGAAAUUCCGCGGCAACGAGCGCAUCGAGAUCGACGGAAUCCCCAUCCACGUCUCCUGGGACGUCCACAACUGGCUCUUCGAAGACGACGAAGAUGGCUACGCUCUCUUCAUGUUCAAAUUCGAGAAACAGAGCUUCAGAGACGAAGAAGACGACUAUUUGAACCACCUAACCGCCCGGAAAGCGGUGAACAGCUGCGGAUUCGGGUUCGAGACGAAGAUGAUGAAGAAGGGCUUGCUCCGGACGGCGAGAAGCUCGUCGUCGUCGUCGCUGUCGUCGGCGUCGUCCAGCUGUAGUUCGGUGAUGGAGUGGGCCAGCACGGAAGAGAAUGAGCUCAAGGGCCCUCCCGGAUUCUCAUUGCUGGUUUAUGCUUGGAAAAGUUAAAUUUUUAUUUAUUUUUACCAAAAAUCAAAUAUUUUUUCCUUGUUUCAAUUUCUCUUUCAACUAACUCAUUCUUCAAUCUUCAUGUAAGAGUAAUACAAUGAAAAUAUUCAAAAUAAUAAAACCAUAUAUAUAUAGAUUGAUAUUAUUUGGAUAUGGGUCGGAUCUUCUUCCCACUAACAUCUCAUUGUUUUGCCUUCUUCCAUUUGUGAGUGGUAAAUUUUGCUUAUGUUACUGCAGGGGUACGAUGUAAUUGUAAAUUAUGUAAUGUUUUCUUUGAUUUUGCUCAAAAUAUGAGUAUAUAUAUAUAGAAUAACAAAAUUAAAUUUCUAGCAUAAAA
Messenger RNA from Ipomoea triloba (trilobed morning glory), 1646 nucleotides. RefSeq lists its product as uncharacterized. The record is from RefSeq and is a predicted model, not a curated record. The transcript has a single exon. The coding region runs from base 197 to 1309 and encodes 370 amino acids. Lineage: Eukaryota; Viridiplantae; Streptophyta; Magnoliopsida; Solanales; Convolvulaceae.